This is a messenger RNA of Pyricularia oryzae 70-15, 429 nucleotides long. RefSeq lists its product as uncharacterized. The record is from RefSeq and is a predicted model, not a curated record. The coding region runs from base 106 to 429 and encodes 107 amino acids. The transcript has a single exon. Lineage: Eukaryota; Fungi; Ascomycota; Sordariomycetes; Magnaporthales; Pyriculariaceae.
GUGUGAACCGUCGCCCAACGGGCCUGUCCGUCCAGGCACAGCAGCAGCCUGGACCCUACAGCCAGCCACGCCACGCCCCCCUCCUAGCGAAUCUGAUUGCUAAACAUGGAAGACGUCCCGUACUUACGCAAGCCACUCCCAGUAAGCAGGCUUAGGCUUUGCACAAAAAAGGGACCCUGGAUCCACCACGGCAACGGAGGAUGGCCCAAUACGUGCUACAGUGGUGGCCGUCCUGGGACCAGGGGUCGAAAGUGCGUGCCUUGGACCUCUCGCCGUCCCUACACUGGCGAGUUUUUAAUUGGUCCUUGGUGGUACCUUUUCGCCAAGGGAAGCUGCCCCCGUGGGAAAUGUGACGUACUAACACGGUGUACGGUGCAGACACAUCUGAUACGGACGGCGAUUCGGGCAAAGUCCGAAGUUUCGAGUUGA